GAAAAAUUGUAGAAUUCCAUUCAUUCAUUCAUUCAUGUCUCAUAUCUAUCAUUCCAACCAUGAUCCAUGGCCAUGUUCAUCAAUCAGCACCCAGGUAUUUAGAUCACUGGUCUGCAUGAAUUUUCAAUCAUAUCUUCAUGUCCUCCCUUAUCAAAUCUCUCUUCUCUUCUCUCCCCGCUUUGUUCCAUUGUUCAACUCCUCCCAAGUGAACCAUUGCAUAUACCAUGCCAAUACCGAUGAUUCUUAUCCAUUCAUGCACUCUCGCAAACAAAUGCCUCAAAAGAACUCAAAUCAAAUCAAACCAUCUCAACUCAUCCUGUCCCCAUAUGUAAUCCAUCAAUUUCACCCUUCCGCCCCCAUCCGCCACUCACUUAUCGCGAGCAUUGCACAGUAGCGAUGUUAUGUGUGUAUCAAUACCCAAUCCACCCAAUCCAUCCAAUCAGAGAUACCAUCCAAUCAUAAAACUACAACAACGAUGAAUAACUAACUCGAUCAAAUGCAAUAGCAAAUUCCAGACUCUUGCAGCAAAAUAUCGAGGAAAAAGCCAAAAACGAAAGACA
This is a messenger RNA of Botrytis cinerea B05.10, 560 nucleotides long. RefSeq lists its product as hypothetical. Lineage: Eukaryota; Fungi; Ascomycota; Leotiomycetes; Helotiales; Sclerotiniaceae. The record is from RefSeq and is a predicted model, not a curated record. The transcript has a single exon. Bases 116 to 394 code for a protein of 92 amino acids.